Messenger RNA from Racocetra fulgida, 613 nucleotides. Lineage: Eukaryota; Fungi; Glomeromycota; Glomeromycetes; Diversisporales; Gigasporaceae. The record is from the annotation of a GenBank genome assembly.
AUGCUAAACGAACAUUUGGUAAAUAAUAAAACUGUGAAUUCAGCUGUCAAAAGAACACAAAAACGCAAACAAAACCAACAGGCUACAAGUUCCUCAGCUUCAAAAAAAACACGAAAGAAUAUUCCAAUGCAACAAAAUAAUAUUACAAAAGAAAAUGAUGAUAUUACUCAUUUAACAGAUCAAGACAAUAAUGAUACCACAUCUUUGUCAGAUCAUGAAAGUGAUGCUGAAAGUGUAACUUUUUCAAAUUCUUCGCCAGUUCACGAAAAUAAUGGCUCUUCCUCAAUUCGCGAAAAUAAUGUCUCUUCGCCAGUUUACAGAAAUGUCUUUUCACCAGUUUACAGUAAUAAUGUCUCUUCACCAAUUUACAGAAACAAUCUUUCCUUAUCAGUUCACGAUAAUAAUGACUCUCCACCAGUUCAUAACGAUGAUGAUACCCCUUUAUCAGUUCACAGAAAUGAUGAUUCUUUGUCAGCUUACAGAAAUGAAGAGUGCAAAGCAUUAUUUCUUCGUACUAGAAAUAAUAAUAUGGUAUUAUAUGAAGAAAUAAUUAUUAGAGUUUGCAACAUCGCAAAAACGGACAGAAGGCUAGGACCUUUAACUAAAGAUGUUG